This is a messenger RNA of Haliotis rufescens (red abalone), 3186 nucleotides long. Its product is annotated as 1,4-alpha-glucan-branching enzyme-like. Gene Ontology annotation, molecular function: hydrolase activity, hydrolyzing O-glycosyl compounds; cation binding; 1,4-alpha-glucan branching enzyme activity. The record is from RefSeq and is a predicted model, not a curated record. Gene Ontology annotation, cellular component: cytoplasm. The transcript has 15 exons. Gene Ontology annotation, biological process: glycogen biosynthetic process. Bases 18 to 2102 code for a protein of 694 amino acids. Lineage: Eukaryota; Metazoa; Mollusca; Gastropoda; Lepetellida; Haliotidae.
CACCGGGUCAAGGUCGUAUGUCAUACACUGCGGUCAUGGCAGAAGAUGCUACGAAAGUUGUUGUGCCUCAGAUAGAAAACCUACUUUCCAGCGAUGGGUAUCUUAGAGAUUUUGAAAAGGAAAUACGGCGAAGAUAUGGCUGUUUCCAGGACUUAGUGAAGCGGAUAGAUGAAAAUGAAGAUGGUCUGGAGAAAUUCUCGCGUGCGUAUCAGAAAUAUGGAAUUCAUCGAGGGGAAGAUAACUCCAUCAAUAUGUUUGAAUGGGCCCCCGCAGCAGAGGCGAUCUAUCUUCGAGGAGACUUCAAUGACUGGAAGAUUGAAGAGAAAUAUUCCUUCAAGAAGCUGGACUAUGGCAAGUGGGAGCUGCACAUUCCCCCCAAUGCGGACGGGUCCUGUCCCAUCAAACACCUCUGCAGGCUGAAGUUGGGCAUUAGAACAAAGAGUGGAGAAGUUGUGGACAGAAUCUGCCCGUGGGCUUCCCGAGUGGACAGACCGAAGGAGGUGGCCAUCUACGAACAUGUGUACUGGGACCCCCCUCAGAGUGAGAUUUAUGUACCGAAACAUCCUCGACCGUUCAAACCAGACCGCCUCCGCAUCUAUGAAUCACAUGUUGGCAUUGCAUCAUGGGAAGGCAAAGUGGCGACAUACAAGGAAUUCACUCAGAAUGUCAUCCCAAGAAUCGCUGACUUAGGGUACAAUGCUAUUCAGCUGAUGGCUGUCAUGGAACAUGCCUACUAUGCCAGUUUCGGCUAUCAGAUCACAAGCUUCUUUGCAGCCUCCAGUCGUUACGGAUCUCCUGAGGAUCUGAAGGAACUGGUUGACGUCGCCCACUCCCAUGGCAUCGUGGUCUUGCUCGACGUUGUACACAGCCAUGCUUCCAAGAAUGUAGUUGAUGGAUUGAAUCUGUUUGACGGCUCUAAUGCAUGCUUCUUCCAUGAUGGUGGGCGUGGCACUCAUGAUCUGUGGGACUCCAGACUAUUCAACUACACAGAGUGGGAGGUGCUGCGAUUCUUGCUGUCAAAUCUAAGGUAUUGGAUCGAGCAGUUCAGUUUCGAUGGGUUCCGAUUUGAUGGUGUCACAUCCAUGUUGUACCACACACACGGGAUGGGCCAUGGAUUCACCGGCCAUUACAUGGAAUACUUUGGUAUGAACACAGACACAGAGUCACUGGUGUACCUGAUGCUGGCCAACUAUAUGUUGCAUUCUCUUUAUCCAUUCAUCAUCACAAUAGCUGAGGAAGUGUCUGGGAUGCCGACGCUGUGCCGUCCCGUGGAGGAAGGGGGUGGGGGAUUUGACUACCGAUUGGCCAUGGCUCUUCCAGACAUGUGGAUCAAGUAUUUGAAAGAGAGCAGCGACGAAGACUGGAAAAUCGGUGACAUGGCCCACACACUGGUGAACCGACGUUACGGGGAGAAGUGUAUCGCCUACGCAGAGAGCCACGACCAGGCACUGGUGGGGGACAAGUCGCUGGCAUUCUGGCUGAUGGACAAGGAAAUGUACACACAUAUGUCCACCAUUUCAGAGCCGAACCAUAUUGUUGAUCGAGGAAUUGCCUUACACAAGAUGAUCCGACUGAUAACGAUUGGACUGGGUGGAGAAGGUUAUUUGAAUUUCAUUGGCAACGAGUGGGGACAUCCGGAGUGGCUGGACUUCCCCCGUGUCGGCAAUAACGAGAGCUUCCACUACUGCCGUAGACAGUGGAACCUGGUAGAUGACAAGGUUUUGAAGUAUCAGUUCCUCAACAACUUUGACCGUGACAUGAUCCACCUGGAACAGAAGUAUGGUUGGCUCAGUCAUUCUCAGAAUUACGUGAGCUGUAAGCAUGAAGGUGACAAGGUGAUGGUGUUCGACAGGGCAGAUUGUCUUGUUUUCAUCUUCAACUUCCAUCAUGACAAGAGCUACACGGACUACAAGAUCGGUGUUGGAGCUCCGGGAAGAUACAGGAUAGUGCUCGACUCAGAUGCCGAACAGUAUGGUGGUCACAAGCGUCUCAACCACGACACAGACUUCUUCACCAAGGAUGAGCCGUGGAAUGAACGCCCUCAUCAUACCUAUGUGUACAUCCCAUCUCGAGUGGCCAUUGUCCUGGCAAAGAUGGACUAACAUCAGACUGUGCGUUUAUCUCAUUAUUAGUGGCAAUUGUCCAGGCAAAGGGUGACUCAUGUCACAUUUUGAGUCAUGCCACUCAGUGGCAAAUUUCCUUGCAAAGGUGGACUAACUAACGCCAGGCUGUGUUCUCAGCUGGGACUGUGUAUGUGUUUAUUGUGAUGCAGGGUUCGCAUGGAUUCCCAUGAGGCUUAAGAACACUCUACUUACUUUAGGGCUUUGUUCACAGUCAUUGUAAAGGCCUUGCAGAGAAUUUCAGGAUUCCCGCACCUCAGUGUGUAGAGGUACAGAAGGGUCACAACAAACCAUUCUGAGAUUUAUCCAUUGCACAUUGCUUCUGUUGGUGCUCAAAAUGUAGAAAGCAUAAGGCUUAAAAAAAAAAUAGAAUUCGUUCUCAGGCAAUGGCUUUUGAAAUUAUUGUGCGGGCGGGCAAUUUUUUGUUGUUGUUGGUUGUUCAUGCUAGUAUGUAACCAAAUUUUGAUUACAAUAAUUUCGGGGAAAUCAUGUUGUUCUUAAGUAUUGUAGCAUUCGACUGCCGGGGUCGUGUGUUUGAGAAGCGGAAUAUUUAAAAAAAAUUUUUUUUUUUUUUGAAAAUGGAAAUAAAACCGAAAACGUGCGGCAGACUUUAUGAUGAUGCGAGCGUUGCAUAAGAACCAUGACUGUUAAUUUUUUUUAGCCUUAUGUAUUAAGACUUAUUUGUCCAAAAAUGUUGAAAUAGCAAAGGUAAUUGAAAGAUAUGAAACCAUGAAAGAUUGUAGUGUCCUUGACCUUCCAUGACCUGCAGGGUGUCCAAUGGCCUGGUGAAAAAAACAUGCUCUUUUUCUGACAUAUAUUGGUUCCCGGCCCCUAUAUCUAUAAAACAGGGCCAUUAUAUUGAAUGACAAUGGGUUACCUGAUACAUAUUCAGACAAUCAGAAGAAGCUGUGUAUGGGCUGAGUAAACCGUGUGAUGUGCUGGAACAAGUAUCAGAUAUGACUGUCUGGGGUACAUUUGACAGUAUAAUGUUUGUUAUAUGUCAUGACAUAUAAGCUUUUGCAAAGUGUACUGUUGCUUUGUGAAGAAAAUAAAGCUGAAAAGUGCU